GUCUGUCCCAACUUCAUAUGCAUGUCUGCAGGAAAAGGUUUAGCACGGAAAUGGCCAACUACUUAAGCGAUCGAUCCUCUUGGGGACCCCACUUGAAGAAGGCUUCACGUCCUGAAACCGCCAUGACCUUGGUGGAUUGAGAAACAGGCCUCGGUAGGCUCGUGUCGGCUUUGCAAACGAUCCUGCAUCUACUCUUGUCUCUUUCUCUCGAUAAUUUGACACCCAUUGACCUCACCGUCGCGCCUUCGAAACCUUUGCGAUGUCUCUGUUCAGCCUCUUCGGUCGACGAAAUGAAGCCUCGUCAGCAUACGACCUAGUAUCCGAAGACGAGGACAAGCUCCUCGAUGAUCUCACUCGGACGACUAAGGCUGAGCUAGAGAAGCUCAAGCAAGCGAAUACCAAUCUGAAGCGUGUAUUGGGCAUCUUUGCUGGUUUCUUCCUGGCAUUCCUUGCACUCGUUGCGUUCAAGAGCUGGGAAUCACACGAAGAUAGUCUAAUGUACCCUCGCAUCCUGAGGUCGCCCGUACCACCUAUGCCCAUGAACGUCCAAACCUUCGAGCGCAACUCCCUUUACGCUUCCCGUCCCUCCGCCGAAUCCGAUGCAGCCUGGAACGCACUCCUGCCAGAGGGUCGCGGCUUUGUGUAUGUGAAAGAGUCGGAGAAAUACUCUCUCCCCCCUGGCGAAAAGACCUUCUAUGGCGAGAUAUACUCCGUUUCCUUAUUCCAUCAGUUGCACUGCCUAGGGCAGCUGCGCAAGUACUACUGGUUAUUGGUUGACGGAGUCAAGAGCAACAGCACAAGUCUGAGACCCAUGGUAGAUGGACUGCUGGGACCUUCGGGCGAGCAUGUCUCGCAUUGCUUCGACUACCUGAGACAGACGCUUCAAUGUGCAGGUGACAUGGCAUUGGAGUGGCCAAGGAAAGAAGAGGACGGCAGCAGGUUUGCAGUGGAUGGUUGGGGCAUCCCUCACGAAUGCAGGAGCUGGGAUCACAUCGUCGAUUACAUGAAGGGCUCUUACUUUAAUCUCUCGAUGAACAGUGAGAUCGCGCCCGAUCAUCCUAUGCACAAGGAUGGCAUGGCCAAGUUAUGAUACUAGACAAGCACAGAAACGAAAUAUAAGAGAAGAAGCAGGCCUUCUUCUUGUACAGCGCAACAUGAUCACAACCCUCAAUUUCAAGACAAGACAGUGCAUGUUGCUACUGGAUCAUGCGGAGAUGUGUUAGCAGUGAAAUGCUCAGCACCUAUACGCACUACCAUCAGAGCAGCGGAGAAAACAACAUGCAAUUCAAAUAAUCAUCAACAAAGAGAAACUCGCCUGACACUUGAUGUAAAGAGAGAAGGUACGCCUACGCCGAGCACAUCAGUCUUCAGAACGGUCAUUGCAAAAACACAGCUCGAUAUGUCAAAUAUGCGCAGAAAGUGGAUACGCACGAGAUAACGCUGUCUUUCCGUUGUUUCCCUACGAUCGUGAUCUAGUAUAUUGUCGCAUAGCUCAAGCAAUAUCUGCCAAAUACACGCGAAGCGGUGGCGAUGUUCCCAAAAACUUGA
Messenger RNA from Aureobasidium subglaciale EXF-2481, 1548 nucleotides. RefSeq lists its product as uncharacterized. NCBI's taxonomy places the organism in Eukaryota, Fungi, Ascomycota, Dothideomycetes, Dothideales, Saccotheciaceae. The record is from RefSeq and is a predicted model, not a curated record. The transcript has 3 exons. Gene Ontology annotation, biological process: mycotoxin biosynthetic process. Bases 260 to 1090 code for a protein of 276 amino acids.